Molecule: messenger RNA, 1104 nt
Organism: Acanthocheilonema viteae
Lineage: Eukaryota; Metazoa; Nematoda; Chromadorea; Rhabditida; Onchocercidae
Source: the annotation of a GenBank genome assembly
AUGUUCACGUGUACAUUGGUUAUAUCCACGUAUUCACGUGCACAUAGUUUAUAUAAAAUAUUUUCAUCAUUUCCAGUAAUGAAUGUUGCAAUACAUUCAUCAAGUAAUAUAACUGUUACUGUACAUAUUUCAAUCGAUCGUAUAUUGAACGAUAUGGAACAUGAAUGCAGUUUUUGGUUAACAAUAAGGCAGAAAUGGGUGGAAAAGCCAUUAAUUUAUGAAAAAGAACGGCCAAAUGGUGGGCGGAUACGAUUGCGCUCAAGCUCAUACAUUUGGAAUCCACUAAUUACAAUAUUAAAUGCAUUCGAUAUGCGAAUGAUUGGAAAAGAAGAAGUGCAAUUACAUAGCAAUGGAAUGGUCGAACUUAUACAAAAAUUAUGGGUAAAAACAAUAGAAAUUCACGAAUUGCAUUCAUUUCCAUUCGAUGAACGAAACUGUUCCCUAAUCUUCCACAACGAAGAUUUACGAGCUCAAUGGACAGGAGUAACAUCAAUUACAGUACCAAAAGUUGGCUGGGGCAUUUGGGUGGUACUUGGCUGUGAGCGAAUUGGUAAAACUAUUGUUUUAAGCUUGAGGAGGUCAAUAACAAUGUGGAUUUGGACAUUAUACGCGCCAACAACUCUUCUCUUUGUUUGUUCGUGGUUAUCACUUUGGGCUACAAGUAAUUCAGCCAAGAAUCGUUUUGUUAUUAGUACUACGAGUUUUUUCACUGUACUCAUCAUUGUUAUCAGUAAUAAUUGGGGUGUUACACGAACAUCAUAUUUGAAAGCGAUUGACAUUUGGAAUUUGCAAAUUGUUACAUUUGUUUUUUCCAUCGUUUUACAAUCCGUUUUAAUUACUAAAGCAGUAGUGGAAAAGCAAAAAACAUCGAAACGAAUAUAUAAUUUUGGUGACGAAUGUAACGAGAAAACACAGUGGUUCAACGAAAUGCCUUAUUAUGCUCAUUUACCGGAACGUCAACCGACAACUUUGAUAAAAAUUAAGUCAAUUAUAUGUGGAAUGUUUCACGAGGAAGUUUAUUAUGGUAACUUAUUAUUGGUUAGCCUCGUCACCAACACAUGUCAGAAAAAAACAAAAAAAGAACGGUCAAGUGUAGAACAUUGA